Messenger RNA from Prorocentrum cordatum, 1637 nucleotides. Lineage: Eukaryota; Dinophyceae; Prorocentrales; Prorocentraceae. The record is from the annotation of a GenBank genome assembly.
GCCGCGCCCCCUCUUGCCUCGCUGCCCCUGGCCCGCGGCCGCCCCAGCCCGAGCCGUGGCCCUCCGCAGGGCCCCGUGCGCCCCUUGGCUGGCCCCGCUCCAAUCGGCGGGCCGCGCGCCUCUUCUGCCCUGCCUACGGAUGGUCGCCGCGGGUGUGUUCCACACGGUCCUGCUCCGGAGCGACGGAACGGUCGCAGCCCGCGGUCAGAAUGUGUACGGCCAGUGCGACGUGCCGGCGCUGGAGGGAGGCGUGACCUACACGCACGUCGCCGCGGGUUGGCUCCACACGGUCCUGCUCCGGAGCGACGGCACGGUCGCGGCCUGCGGCCAGAAUGCGGAAGGCCAGUGCGACGUGCCGGCGCUGGAGGGAGGCGUGACCUACACGCACGUCGCCGCGGGUGGGCGCUACACAGUCCUGUUCCGGAGCGACGGCACGGUCGCAGCCUGCGGCCAGAAUGCGCACGGCCAGUGCGACGUGCCGGCGCUGGAGGGAGGCGUGACCUACACGCACGUCGCCGCGGGUCAGUACCACACGGCCCUGCUCCGGAGCGACGGCACGGUCGCGGCCUGCGGCCAGAAUGCGGAAGGCCAGUGCGACGUGCCGGCGCUGGAGGGAGGCGUGACCUACACGCACGUCGCCGCGGGUGGGCGCUACACAGUCCUGUUCCGGAGCGACGGCACGGUCGCAGCCUUCGGCCAGAAUGAGCACGGCCAGUGCGACGUGCCAGCGCUGGAGGGAGGCGUGGUUUACACGCACGCCGCCGCGGGUCCUCACCACACGGUCCUGCUCCGGAGCGACGGCACGGUCGCGGCCUGCGGCCAGAAUGCGGACGGCCAGUGCGACGUGCCGGCGCUGGAGGGAGGCGUGACCUAUACCGCGCGCCUGUUUGGAGUUAAGCUGCUCCUGCAGGCAUCAUUCGACGGCGUCUCACUGCGCUUUCUGACUUUGGGCGGGGUGGAGCGCUGCCGACUCCUGGUCGCCCCUGGUGCUCUGCUCGCAGAUGUGCACCACCAGCUGCUGGAUGAGAAUGCCGCAGGGAGGCUGGGCCCUGGAUUCGACCGUGUCGACGCCGUCUUGCCAGACAGGCUGCUCCUGAGUGAGGCCUCGGUCGACGAGACUGUCGCAAGCGUUUUUGGGCCCGCUCGGGGCGGCUAGAAGCAGAAACGCCUGGUUCGGCGGUCCUCGUGCUUUUCCUGCUUUGCCCAUCACGCUACUCUUCCUCGCACCGCCACUCACCCUGGAGUCUCUUCUGCGGGCUUUACUUCUGAGCCUCUGCUUCCGAGUCAAUGGUCAGCCGGAGCCACGCCAGCCAGGCAGCCUGUUCCCUCCUUCGCCGCACCAUCUUCCUCCCUCAUCCAUCUCUCCCUCCCUGCCUUCCUCUUUCUCCACCUUCUCCUGCGCCCCUUCCAUAAUUGGAGAACUCGUCGUCUGACCACCAGGCGUGUUGGCAGGGCGCGCCAGGCAUUUCGCCUGGGACUUCCUCCACUUCCAUGACCCCGAAGCGUCAAGAUUCUUAUCACUUCAAGGAAGAAGGAGGGCUGCUUUUCAGAAUGAGAGUCCUUCCUGAGGGCCGCGCGCGUUCGUCUUCAACGUAACUAUAUAUCGAAGACGCCUACGGCGAAUCACCGCCGCCCCC